AAUACACUGUGCCAAAAUUUUGGCGCAGCAUGGUUGGAGGAAGAAAUUUAGGUGGUACUCAAAUUUGAGCUCAAGUGGUAUUUUGAGCUAAUCUAUUUUCCGUAAACCUAAUAAAAUACCUGUAGAAGCUCCUGCACUUGGUGCAUACAAAAUGCAGCCGAUGGGGGUGUGGCACGCGGCGCACGCCGGCCUGUACGCGGCCACCGCCGGCCUCACGGGCAAGUUUGCCGCCUCGUACAGCGAGGCCCACUGGCUCUGCCUGGUGGUCUCCAAGUUCCUCAUGUUCUCCGGCGCUGUGCAGCCUCAGCUGGGAUUCUGUGAUGAGCGUGUGACCCUGUUCCGGGUGGCCAUGUUUGUGCUGACGCUGCUGGUGAACGCGCUGCUGUGGACCACCUUCAGCAAGGCGCUGCGACACUCGGCAUCCUCGCUGGAGGCUAUCGUUAUCACCACCGCCUCCAACAUGCUCAUCACGGCCGUCAUCAGCCAGGUGCUGUUUGGUGAGACGCUGGGCGUGCUCUGGUGGUCUGGCCUGGUGUUGGUCGUGUUCGGACUGGCCCUCAUCCACGCCGGCUCGGUGCAGCUGGCGCAGAAGCGGCGCAAACACAGAUGAUGGCUGUGUCGGUGCGGGGCGGCCGCCGCGCUGGUCCGCCUCGCACUGCCGCGCGGCACCAAAAUCCGCCUGUAGGCGCCGCGGGAGCAGCAGGAGGGACAGGAGUGGCGAGGUAGGAGUGGCAGGGGUAGGCGUUAGCGUCACCGCAGGAGCAGGGGCAGUCCUAGAAGUUGGAGUCGAUUCUGCUCCUAUAGUCAACACACAACAGGCUUUGUGUGUGAUAGCUGCUGUUGGACCCACGGAAGGCUUCGGCAGAGUCUGUGCGUAGACGAUAACGGACCUCCGGGCUACGAGGACUGUAGCAAUCGGCGUCCAGCGCCGCUGA
Messenger RNA from Amphibalanus amphitrite, 935 nucleotides. RefSeq names its product transmembrane protein 42-like. The transcript is spliced from 5 exons. The record is from RefSeq and is a predicted model, not a curated record. Bases 152 to 610 code for a protein of 152 amino acids. NCBI's taxonomy places the organism in Eukaryota, Metazoa, Arthropoda, Thecostraca, Balanomorpha, Balanidae.